CCGCGGGCUGAGCAGAACGUCAGUAGGAGACAGUAUGCAGCCUGCCACAGCCUACAAGCGCGCGCAGGCUGCUGCAUGUAAAUAAAACGCCUUGGUGUGGUUUUUUGCUCGCGAGCUCUGCUUGAGAUAUGGGGCUUGGGUGAUAAUAAUAAUAAUAAUAAUACCAAAGCAGUAGACAAAAGAGAUAUUGAAAUCUAUAUUGAGUCUUCGUUCAAAAGCUAAGGGAGUGUUUAGGUGGUCUGAACUCCUUUACAGAGGGCAGUGAGACUGGUCUAGAGGGAGCAGGGAGAGGAGCUGGAGCAUCGGGAAGAUCUCCGCCGGCUUCCGGACAUUCGGGGCGGCAUCGAAGCUGCAGUCGCUGCUAACUGGAACGACGAACCAUCGUCGACAUUGGACCGUGAUUCGCGUUACAUCGUAAAAGGUGGCGUUUUCCUAACAUGUCCAGGAAAGUCCAAAGAAGUGAGGUGUGUGCAGACUGCAGUGCGCCAGAUCCAGGUUGGAGCAGUAUAAACAGAGGGGUGCUGAUCUGUGAUGAGUGCUGCUCUGUGCACCGGAGCCUCGGACGCCACAUCUCCAUCGUAAAGCAUUUGCGCCACAGCGGCUGGCCACCUUCCUUACUACAGAUGGUGCAGACGCUGGCCAGUAAUGGUGCUAACUCCAUUUGGGAGCAUUCACUCCUGGAUCCUGCGCAGGUUCAGAGUGGUCGCAGGAAACCUAACCCACAAGAUAAAGUCCACCCUACCAAGUCAGAGUUCAUUCGCGCCAAGUAUCAGAUGCUAGCCUUUGUCCACAAACUGCCGUGUCGUGAUGAUGAUGGGGUCACCAGCAAGGAUCUCAGCAAGCAACUACAUUCGAGUGUGCGGACAGGAAGUCUGGAGACAUGUCUGCGGCUGCUGUCUCUUGGCGCUCAGGCCAACUUCUUUCAUCCUGAGAAAGGCACCACUCCUCUGCACGUGGCUGCUAAAGCAGGUCAGGUCCUGCAGGCUGAGCUGCUUGUGGUGUACGGGGCUGACCCCGGAGCGCCAGACAUUAACGGACGCACACCCAUGGAUUAUGCCAGGCAGGCGGGCCAGGUGGAGUUAGCCGAGCGUUUGGUGGAAUGUCAGUACGAGCUCACAGACAGGCUGGCUUUCUAUCUGUGUGGCCGCCGUCCAGAUCACAAGAAUGGACAUUAUAUCAUCCCUCAGAUGGCAGACAGAGCGCGCCCUAAGUGCCCAACACAGAGCCUGGACCUGUCUGAACUGGCUAAGGCCGCCAAGAAGAAGCUUCAAGCGCUAAAUAACCGCUUGUUUGAGGAGCUGGCCAUGGAUGUCUAUGAUGAGGUUGACCGUAGGGAGAAUGAUGCGGUGUGGCUAACGACUCAGAACCAUAGUACGCUGGUUACGGAGAGGAGUGCUGUGCCCUUUUUGCCUGUCAACCCCGAAUAUUCGGCCACACGCAACCAGGGCCGACAGAAGUUGGCGCGCUUUAAUGCACGAGAGUUUGCUACACUAAUCAUCGACAUUCUUAGCGAUGCCAAGCGGCGGCAACAAGGCAAAGGCCUGACAAGUCCCACUGAGCCUCUAGAUGCGAGCCAGGCAGACGAUGACCAGCACGACUAUGAUAGCGUAGCUUCUGAUGAGGACACAGACAGUGAAAUAACGGCACAGAACAACACCAACGCUCAGCGCAACAACCGUGCUAAGAGCAUGGACUCUUCUGAUCUGUCAGAUGGGCCCAUCACGCUGCAGGAAUAUCUGGAGGUGAAGAAAGCCUUGGCCUCUUCUGAGGCCAAAGUCCAGCAGCUCAUGAAGGUCAACAACAACUUGAGCGAGGAGCUGAGGAGACUUCAGAAAGAGAUUUCGCGGAUGCAGACGGAGAACGUAGCUCUAAAGGGGGCUCAGGCUGGGCCUGCGGGGGCUCUGGGGGGUGGCAACCCGGCCCUUUGGCCUAUGGGGGUAAGAGGAGGGGCAGGAGGAGUGGGCAGUGGGGACUCAAGCUUGGCUCCACCCUCCUCAGCUCCUUUGCGGAGGGACAGGCAGGCCUUCUCGAUGUAUGAGCCCGGAACGGCCGCCCCCAAAGCCCUCGGCCCAGCACUGGACUCCCUGAGCGGCCACCUACAGCCCCUCAGCUCCAGCGUAAGUGUGCGAAAAGGGGCGUCUGCAGGCCCCACCCCUUAUGGGGGACCACACAUGUCAGCCUCCAUGGAGAUGGGGCGCUAUAUGCCCCCUAAAUUAGAGAAACAUGGUAGUGGCACUGACAGUGACUACGACAACACUCAAACAUAUGACACCUCCAUUGGCGUGGGCCGCAGCAGUGAGGAGGAGAGCCGAGCGGAGGAGGAUAGUGGAGACGCGGGAGAGCCAGAUCCUACGCUGCCAUGCACAGAGGAUGUCAUCCUGAAGACUGAACAGGUCACCAAGAACAUCCAGGAACUGCUGAGAGCAGCACAGGAGUUUAAACAUGACAGUUUUGUGCCAUGCUCGGAGAAGAUCCACUCAGCUGUGACAGAGAUGGCCUCUCUCUUUCCUAAGAGACCAGCUCUGGAUGCGGUGCGUGCCUCCCUCAAGCUGCUGGCCUCUAGCGCCUCACGUCUGCAGGUGGAGUGUCGCAAAGCCGCGCCCUCGGAGCCUUCGGCCAGCGCUGUCGAUUAUCAGCUCCUCACGCAGCAGGUCAUCCAGUGUGCCUAUGAUAUAGCCAAGGCCGCUAAGCAGCUCGUCACCAUCACCACUCGCGAGAAGAAGCAGUGACCCAGCUCUGGGCUUGAUGGGUGCAGGGACACACUACAGAAAACAGGACACACUAGUGGUGGAGGAAGGAACUGCAAAAAAAUUGUGGGUUGUUGAAGAUGAGAAAGAAAUAAAUGAUGGAAAAGGAAGGACAUGAAUGUAGGGCAUGAUGACGGUCAUUUCAUGAGCGAUGAAACGAGUAAGAAUCACAUGUGAGAGAAAAGAAUGGAAGUAAAAGGAAGCUACAUGCAGGUUGCACCACCAACACAGAGAGGGAAUCUUAUGGGAGACACUUAUUGGAGCGGCUUAAAUCAUCUCACUACUUCUCUUAAUCUUCUGUUAUAGGGAUCCCUCUUUACAUGCACCUUUCAUUCAUCUCUCUUUCUCUCUCUCUCGCGCACACACAGACACACACACACAUACACACACAGUUACAUGCUGAUGACUCAUGCACAUUUAACACACACACACGGUCUGCUCUUUAUCAUCGUUUUUAUUUUCUUUAUUGUUUGUUGAUUCAUGUCUACUUUUAUAUGCCACUCCAUUGGCCUUUACCUCUCGGGACAAAGAUGUAGACUUCAAAACACUUACACUGGAAUUAUUGUAAUGUUUAUGACUAUCGUUUUUUUUUUGUUGUUGUUUUCUUUUUUUAAAUAAUUCUUAUGAUUAUAAUUGUCAUUGAUGUUUUUUCCCUGAAUUUUGUUAAAUAUGUAUUGUUGUUGUUAUUAUUAUUAAUUUUGUUAUUUCAUUGUAUAUCACUUGGUCGAGAAAGGGGGAGCUUUGAAAAUGGAACACUCAUCUUUUAUUCAGUAUUGGGAUCCUCACAAUCUUUCAGAACACACCUGUACUCCCGGAGGACAUGUUUUGUAGAAAUCUAGAAGUCUGCAUUCAUCCUAACCAAAGGAAAUAGCAAUGGUAAUGAGGACACUGUAGCAAUGAUUUUACAGCCAUUAAGGCUGACAUUUAUCAGUGUCUGAAAAUAAGGUCAGGUCUCAUUCUUUUGGAGAUAAAUCUAUUUCUUCAUUCAUCUCACAGUUCACAAUCCCUCCAUUGUACGAUCAUUUCAUAGAAGCUGCAGAUUUGUCGACUCAUUCGUUACAUUGCCUGUGUUUAGGAACAUAGAGGUCCACUCUGGUAGGACGGUUCCUCUCCAGUUCUUCCACUGUACUUUCUUUGAGAGUAUCAAUGGCUUCUUUACCUGUGUAGCGAGUUAUAGAAUUUUGAUGUGAACUUAUUUUUUUGGACCAGAUUUUUUUUUUCUUCUAUGAAAAUAUCAGAUUGAGUAUACUACAUGUUUGUUAUUUUCUUGAUUGGAACAAUGUUAUAUAAGCUAUAUGGAUGUGAGCACUGAUGGUGGAUGGGCACCAUCAGUGUUCACUCUCCAGGCACUUCAGCAGGUUGCAGUAAUGGGAAAAAUGACAGCUGUGCUGUAUAAAGCUCUCCCCUAGUUGAUUCUGGAGCCAUAAAGCCAGUGUGUAUGAGACUGUAGGCAGCAGUCCGGGCCCCCAACCUACUGCUGAAUACUAGCUAUAGAGCUCGAUGGCUCAUAGUACAACCAAGUUAUUUUAACUGAUGAAUACUCCUCGAUAUUGUGGGGUUAGUAAACUGGAGCUUUCAAAACAUAUAUACCAAGCACUAAUGUUGAUAAUUCUCAGGCUUCUUUUAGACAGCUUGUCACAUUAAGUUUUCACAGAUGCUUGUUUGGUGUUUGUACAAACAGAACUUUUCGGUUCUUCUUUGUAUUACAUCCACAUUUCAGCUGAUGACUGCGUACUGACUCUGACCAGACAGCUAGUAAAACAGAUCGUCUUAUCAUACUGUCUAGGCACAGUCUGUGUCACUCAUGCCAUCAAUAUUCUUUCAGUGUUAUAUUUUUGUUUUUGUGUUUUUUCCAUUACAUAAGCCUUCAUUUUAAUUUGCCCUGAUGUUUUCAACCAUUUCAUGCACUUGCCUUAUUUCUUUUUCGUUUUGGGAACGGGAUAUUGUUUUCCUUAAACAAAUCAAACAACUGUUUGAGAGAAUUUACCAUUUACUUUGCACAUCUCUUAUUUUUUUUAAUAGCUACAUGGCAUCUCUUCCAGACUCUUUGUUCCCGCUGGUAGUGCACAUGGAAAUGAAUCAUUGAGUAUGUGUUAAACAUAUUGCUAAUUUUGCCUUUUUCACAAGGCUAUUUUACUGUGGCUCUCGGGAGAUGUUUUACCCAGUUUAUUGUGACCAUAGUUAGAUAAGAGGUUAGCGCCUGAAAAGAUGGAGUGUGUGUGUUGGGAAAUGGGAGCCUUAGCACACACACUUCACAGACUUGAUCUAUCCAGCACAAUGUUGGGCUCCUUUAGUGUGAGUUCUUUAAGUUUAAUGUCUGCCUGUUCCCAUGUAGCCUCAUGCCAUAAUACAAUCAAUGCACACAAGAACAAAGCCUGUGCUCUCUCUCUCUCUCUCUCUCUCUCUCUCUCUCUCUCUCUCUCUCACACUCACACACACACACACACACACACACACACACACACACACACACGUCCGCAUCCUAAUUUUACAUUUCCUCUUCAAGUCAGUCAAACACACUGCACUGUACUCAUCAUAACUGUUCUGAGAUGGCUGAUGGGAGAAUUUCUUUUAACAGCGUUAAUUGUACAAAAUAAAGAAAUUAAACUAAGCAAAAAAACAAAAACCCAAUUAAAUCAUAAUAGAAACUCGUAAGCUGUACAUUUGUAAUAAAGUCAAAAAUGGUAAUUGUC
Molecule: messenger RNA, 5440 nt
Organism: Ictalurus punctatus (channel catfish)
Lineage: Eukaryota; Metazoa; Chordata; Actinopteri; Siluriformes; Ictaluridae
Gene: git1
Product: G protein-coupled receptor kinase interacting ArfGAP 1
Exons: 21
Coding region: 438-2729 (763 amino acids)
Biological process (GO): regulation of ARF protein signal transduction; brain development
Molecular function (GO): protein binding; GTPase activator activity
Source: RefSeq, a predicted model, not a curated record